GACCUUUUUCUGGCGUUUUUCUACGCGCGCCGUAUUCACGAGGUGUCCUGGGCGGUGUACGCCCUCGCUGUCUGCCGCGGUGUGAAGCAUCUGACUUGAGCUGCGCAAUUAAAAGCGAAUUUUAAAUGAGCUCGAUUGCGCACAUUUCAGAUCCUUCGGGAGUGGCAGGAAUCCUCGCUGUGCCGUCCUGUGGAACCCACCUGACUGACCUUCUCCCAGGCUUGGCUUCUGGAGUCUGAUUUUCUUGGCCAUGGCUACUUCUGACAUCCAGGUGAAGGAGCUGGAGAAGCGAGCCUCUGGGCAGGCCUUUGAGCUGAUCCUCAGCCCCCGCUCCAAAGAGGCCGUGGCAGAGUUCCCCCUGUCUCCCCCCAAGAAGAAGGAUGUGUCCCUGGAGGAGAUCCAGAAGAAGUUGGAAGCAGCUGAGGAGAGACGCAAGUCCCACGAGGCAGAGGUGCUGAAGCAGCUGGCUGAGAAGAGGGAGCACGAGAAGGAGGUGCUGCAGAAAGCCAUCGAGGAGAACAACAACUUCAGCAAAAUGGCAGAGGAGAAGCUGACCCACAAAAUGGAAGCCAACAAGGAGAACCGUGAGGCGCAAAUGGCUGCCAAGCUGGAGCGCUUGCGGGAGAAGGACAAGCACGUGGAAGAGGUCCGAAAGAACAAAGAAGGCAAAGACCCCGGCGAGGCCGAGACCGACUGACUCCGCUCUGGAAACUGACUCCCCCUCCUCCAAAUAUCCAAAGACUGUACUGGCCAGUGGUUUAUCUUUGCUUUUGGUUCGGUUAUAUAUAUAUUUUUUGUUUUUUACGUUUCUUAGAAACUGAUGUAGAACUGUAAAAUUAGAUCCAAACUGUACACUUGCUUUGGGGGCUAGAGGGGAGACCUUCCAUGUGUCACUUUUCUAAGGUGUUGUCUUUCCAGUGUAGCUUUUUCUUCUUGUUGCAUCCUUUUCUACGCCAGUGCACUCGCUCCUGGGUUGAUGGUGAGUACUGUAUCAGCUCUGUAAGACCUUGUGCAAGGAAUCUCUAUAACUGUUCCAUGCUGAAUAUCUGUUACACUUCCAGCAAAAAUCUCUGACUGUCCAGUCUGCUCAAAUACUGCUGUAACGAUGACUCAAUAAAGCUGCACAGUGCUGUUAC
Messenger RNA from Passer montanus (Eurasian tree sparrow), 1136 nucleotides. It is a transcript of the gene STMN1, whose product is annotated as stathmin 1. The transcript has 5 exons. NCBI's taxonomy places the organism in Eukaryota, Metazoa, Chordata, Aves, Passeriformes, Passeridae. Bases 251 to 697 code for a protein of 148 amino acids. The record is from RefSeq and is a predicted model, not a curated record. Gene Ontology annotation, molecular function: tubulin binding. Gene Ontology annotation, biological process: neuron projection development; regulation of microtubule polymerization or depolymerization; microtubule depolymerization. Gene Ontology annotation, cellular component: cytoplasm; neuron projection.